This is a messenger RNA of Penicillium verhagenii, 1047 nucleotides long. RefSeq names its product sterol desaturase family protein. The transcript has a single exon. Gene Ontology annotation, molecular function: C-4 methylsterol oxidase activity; iron ion binding. The record is from RefSeq and is a predicted model, not a curated record. Bases 1 to 1047 code for a protein of 348 amino acids. Lineage: Eukaryota; Fungi; Ascomycota; Eurotiomycetes; Eurotiales; Aspergillaceae. Gene Ontology annotation, biological process: ergosterol biosynthetic process.
AUGGAUACCAAACCAGCAUCAAAGGAUUCAAUGAAAUCCACCUGGCGAACCGCCGACCGAUCAGAAUGGACACAUCAACACUGGGCAUUGGAAAUUCUAAACGCCCAUCCCAUCGAAUUAAAUAAAGAAGUCCCAGUCCACGCGAAAGAGGAGAAGAUCCCAUUCAUGCCACAAUGGUCUCUGCAGCGAUGGGUUCUAUUCUACUCAGCCCUACCGCUACUCCUACACCAACUAUACAUGACCUACACCGGCCGCACGCUAGGACCCAUCGCCACAUUCAACUUCUACUUCUUCGCCUUCAACGCCACAGUCAUCUACCAAGUGCACAUCCUCCGCCGCCUGGGCCACAUCUACGGCUUCCUAGACGGCGACAAGCACGAGCGCGACGGCGUCCCCGACGUCGGCGUCGGCAAGGUCGUCACAUCCCUCUACAAGACCACCGGAUCCCGCCUCGUCAUGGCCGUCUACCUAACAUACAACAGAGACCAGCUCCCCAGCUCCAUGAACUGGCUCUGGUUGCCGCUGGAAAUAGGUCUCUAUGGCAUCGUGCUUGACUUCUGGUUCUACUGGUACCACCGUCUCAUGCACGAUGUUAGCUUCCUGUGGAAAUUCCACCGAACACACCACCUGACUAAACACCCGAACCCGUUGCUGGCUGCGUAUGCGGACCACGAACAGGAGUUCUUUGAUAUGGUCGGUGUGCCGUUUAUGGCUUAUUUCAGUUUGAGGCUGAUGGGACUGCCGAUGGGCUUUUAUGAGUGGUGGGUGUGUCAUCAGUAUGUGGCUUUUGCGGAGGUUUUCGGACAUAGUGGGUUGAGGAUGCAUUUGACUGUGCCGUCGACGUUGAGCUGGUUGUUGCAGAUCUUCGAUUGUGAUAUUGUUAUUGAGGAUCAUGAUCUGCAUCAUCGGAAGGGGUGGAGGAAGAGUCAUAAUUAUGGGAAGCAGACUCGGCUUUGGGAUCGGAUUUUUGGGACGACUACGGAUCGUAUUGAGUCUGCGGCGGAUAACGUUGAUUAUGACAAUGUGGCGAGAAUGCCUCUUUUCUGA